Messenger RNA from Aethalodelphis obliquidens (Pacific white-sided dolphin), 2736 nucleotides. It is a transcript of the gene SPTLC2, whose product is annotated as serine palmitoyltransferase long chain base subunit 2. The coding region runs from base 161 to 1516 and encodes 451 amino acids. Lineage: Eukaryota; Metazoa; Chordata; Mammalia; Artiodactyla; Delphinidae. The transcript is spliced from 10 exons. Gene Ontology annotation, molecular function: pyridoxal phosphate binding; serine C-palmitoyltransferase activity. Gene Ontology annotation, cellular component: serine palmitoyltransferase complex. Gene Ontology annotation, biological process: sphingosine biosynthetic process; ceramide biosynthetic process. The record is from RefSeq and is a predicted model, not a curated record.
UGGGUCCCGCCCCCAUGUGACGGCCCGGCAGGGAAUUGGCGGCGGCGUGCAGCCAUUUCCGGUUUCGGGGAGGUUGGAGGGGUGCGUCGGGGGACUUGGAGCCGCUGCCGCCUCGGCCGCCGCUUACGGAUCCUGCCUUGCGCCUAGUGCUGCCGGGACGAUGCGGACGGAGCCCGGAGGGUGCUGCUGCCGUCGCCCGGUGCGGGCGAACGACUGCGUGGCGAACGGGGAGGUGCGCAACGGGUACGUGAGGAUCAGCGCCGCUACUGCCGCCGCCGCUGCCGGCCAGAUACAUCAUGUUACACAAAAUGGAGGACUAUAUAAAAGACCGUUUAAUGAAGGUUUUGAAGAGACGCCAAUGCUGGUUGCUGUGCUUACUUAUGUGGGGUAUGGUGUCCUCACUCUCUUUGGAUAUCUUCGAGAUUUCUUAAGGCAUUGGAGAAUUGAAAAGUGUCACCAUGCAACAGAAAGAGAAGAACAAAAGGACUUUGUGUCAUUGUAUCAGGAUUUCGAAAACUUCUAUACAAGGAACCUCUACAUGAGGAUUAGAGACAACUGGAAUCGGCCCAUCUGCAGUGUGCCUGGGGCCAGGGUGGACAUCAUGGAGAGACAGUCUCAUGAUUACAACUGGUCGUUCAAGUACACAGGGAAUGUAAUUAAAGAUGUUAUAAACAUGGGUUCCUACAACUAUCUUGGGUUUGCACGGAAUACUGGACCAUGUCAAGAGGCGGCUGCCAAAGUCCUAGAGGAAUAUGGAGUUGGAGUGUGCAGCACUCGGCAGGAAAUUGGAAACCUGGACAAGCAUGAAGAGCUAGAGAAGCUUGUGGCAAAUUUCUUGGGAGUGGAAGCUGCUAUGACAUAUGGCAUGGGAUUUGCAACAAACUCAAUGAACAUUCCUGCUCUUGUUAGCAAAGGUUGCCUGAUUCUGAGUGAUGAACUGAACCAUGCAUCAUUGGUUCUAGGAGCCAGACUCUCAGGAGCAACCAUUCGAGUCUUCAAGCACAACAAUAUGCAAAGCCUAGAGAAGUUGUUGAAAGAUGCCAUUGUUUAUGGUCAACCUCGGACACGAAGGCCCUGGAAGAAAAUUCUAAUCCUUGUGGAGGGAAUAUAUAGCAUGGAGGGAUCUAUUGUUCGCCUUCCUGAAGUGAUUGCCCUUAAGAAGAAAUACAAGGCAUACUUGUAUCUAGAUGAAGCUCACAGCAUUGGGGCUCUGGGCCCUACAGGCCGAGGUGUGGUGGAUUACUUUGGCCUGGAUCCUGAGGAUGUGGACAUUAUGAUGGGAACAUUCACAAAGAGCUUUGGUGCUGCUGGAGGAUACAUCGGAGGCAAGAAGGAGCUGAUCGACUACCUGCGGACACAUUCUCAUAGUGCAGUGUACGCCACGUCACUGUCACCACCUGUUGUGGAGCAGAUCAUCACUUCUAUGAAGUGCAUCACGGGGCAGGACGGCACCACCCUUGGAAGGCAGAUUAUAUCAGCAUAUCCAGGAAAUCUAAGAAGAUUAGGAGCUGUGUAAUGGAGUAUAAUGUGAGUUAGGGGAUCAACUCUGACUGAACAUCAGUCAUAUUUGUGUCCUUUAUUUUGAAAGAUUUUGGUUAACACCGGAAAUGUUUUUUUUGAAGUUGCAGACUCAAACUCAUUUUGCUGAUUAUAAGUUAUAUAAAAGCUCAUCAGCUAAAUUGAAAGUUAUAUUGCUGUGUGAACAGGUGAGUACUUGCUAUAUUUUUUGAAGCCUGAGUUCUGAGUAGUUAGCACUAAUGCCAUUUAAGACAAAAUAUCUGCUACCUUUUGUAUUUCUUGUUUUGUGCAUAGAUCUUAUCUUUUUUUUUUUUUAACUGGCCCUGAGACUUCAGAAAAUUUUUAUCUCAUGGAACACCAUCUGUUCUGAUUAAUAACUGUCUGGGAGGGCUUACAGAAUUUUAUUUGAGUAAUAACAGAGUAGUUCCUUCAAACCCUAAGAUUACAAGCCUGAGAACCCAGAGAAAUCUGGAUUAAGACUUGGUAAAAAUAUUUCUUUUGAAAAUGUCUGGAAUGCAGUUAGUACAACUGCAAAUCUGUUUAGCAGUGGUUAAUAAAUAUAACUCUCUUUGUAAUUCUGUAUUGUAAAAGUGAUUUAAAGUUAUCAAUAUAUAAUGGUUAUCAAUACGUAGAUAAUUGUGCUGUUCCUUCUACCUCCAUCUUCCACCCUUUUUAGGCUUUCUAUUUCCUUAAAAGAAAUAAUGAUGCCAUCAUUAUUUCUUAAAACUAAUGAUGCCAUCACAACCUAUUGAUCCAUCAUAUUCAUUACUUCCCUCCUUAGCAUAAAAUUUAUUACAAGAAGUUCAGGACUAAAAAAUGACCAGUUAAAGUUAUCUGCUACAUUUUCUGGGACAUUAACUACACAUAUGUGUUUACUUUUCUCUCUUUCAUGCCAGGCUGUAGGUUUUAAUUGAAGAGAUUCUAAAAAUGGCUUCAUUCUAACAAAUUGUAUUAAGAAAUUCCAGAAGGACAGCCAACACAGUAAGGUUCAUUUGUGAACUUCAAGAGAAUCAGUACAGAGGUUUUCUCUAAAUUGCUUUUAUGCUUUUUAUCACCCUUAAAAGUAAAGAUUUAUGUUUGAAAAGUAGAGAAGAAUGCUGAUCUCUUAUAUUACCAUCUGUGUUCUCUCUGAGGCAAGGAUAAAGACCUUUUAAGAGUUAGUAUCUUUUUUUUUAAUAUAUUUAUUUAUUUUUGGCUGCACUGGGUCUUUGUUGCUGU